AUGGCUAAUAGAUCAAAAAAGGAUAAAAAACGCGCCCAUGUGCGUAUAUUUUUUCCAAAUCUAACAGAAAGUGCAGAAGAUACUCCUCCACCAUCCUAUGAAAUGCCAGAUGUGAAGGAUGAAGCUGUUUUGAAUUAUAACGGACAACAACUUACAAUUAAUGUUCAAAUGUUGAAUGAUCUUGAAAGAUUAGGUACGGGAUGCUUUGGAAAUGUAAUGCUUGUUGAUGUUGUUGAUCAUCCUGAAAUUAAAAUGGCGAUUAAAAGAAUGACAUUACAACCAAAAGAUGAUUCUAAUAACGAUUUUACUGCUGAUACCGAUUUAAAAACAAUUAGAGCUGUUGGCUCUCAAGAUCAUCCAUAUAUAAUUAAAUUUUAUGCUGCACUGAUUGACACCCGAGAUAGUCAACUGGUUAUAUGUAUGGAAGCAAUGGAUGCUUCGAUGGAUCGCUUUUAUAAAGCGAUGCAUCUUGCUAAAAAAUUCGAUCAGCUUGAUCCACUAUUACGUCGUGUUUCGAAUAAUCCCGAACGUUUCAAGACGGGAGCUCCAUAUGGAAUCCGAUCUGAUAUGUGGGCAUUAGGAAUCAGUUUAGUUGAAAUUGCAACCGGUAUUCAUCCCUUUGAGAGACUACAACAGUUUGAACUCAUGAUCAAAAUUGAAACAUGGGUCCCUGAAAUACCAAACAUUAUUUCUAAUCAGAUGUCUGAAUUAAUUUUAAAUUUACUUAAAACUGAUUUAAAUCAACGUCCAAGUUCAUACGAUGAAAUUCUUGAAAUGCCUGUUGUAAAAAAUGUACCUCAGGAACCAUCUAAACAAGAAGUAGACUUUGUAACAAGUAUUUUACAAAAAAUUCCUCCGCUGGAUGAUUUUUAG
Molecule: messenger RNA, 873 nt
Organism: Didymodactylos carnosus
Lineage: Eukaryota; Metazoa; Rotifera; Eurotatoria; Philodinida; Philodinidae
Source: the annotation of a GenBank genome assembly